Messenger RNA from Colletotrichum tamarilloi, 882 nucleotides. RefSeq lists its product as uncharacterized. The record is from RefSeq and is a predicted model, not a curated record. Gene Ontology annotation, molecular function: RNA polymerase II cis-regulatory region sequence-specific DNA binding; DNA-binding transcription factor activity, RNA polymerase II-specific. The transcript is spliced from 2 exons. The coding region runs from base 1 to 882 and encodes 293 amino acids. Gene Ontology annotation, biological process: regulation of transcription by RNA polymerase II. NCBI's taxonomy places the organism in Eukaryota, Fungi, Ascomycota, Sordariomycetes, Glomerellales, Glomerellaceae. Gene Ontology annotation, cellular component: nucleus.
AUGGAACUACGGGAUGCUGCCUCAUAUCCUCGGGAGUCAACAUCUAUCAGAGAUGGGGAAGAGCUUCUCCCAUUCCAAGCCACCCUCGACGCUAGCCAUGACUUCGGCAACGACUCCUUCGACUGGGAUGGUAGCCUUUCCUUGGAAUCCUGCUGUGUGCCAGAUAUCUUCCCUUUGCAACUUGCCUCGAGCACGGUCUUCGACGACAUAGGCAUGAGGUCCAGCGCGUCACCUGCUUCAGCUCAAGCCGAGACCGGCAGGAAACAGAAGAAAGAAACGUAUGCGGAUCUGAUAUACAAGGCGCUCAUCAGCCAAGACGCACAUCAAAUGACGUUAAAGGACCUCUAUCAGUGGUUCAUAGAUAACACCGAGAAGCCAAAGGAACGGCAACGAGGCUGGAAGAAUAGUGUCCGCUCCAACCUUAGUCUGAACCAGGCAUUCCAACGACUUGAAGGCAAAACGUCUCGCUGGAGUCUCGCAGCUUGUUUCGUAGAGGGCAUUCGCCCAACGCAUAACUACCGAAACUCCCGAAGGAGAAACAACCCCGUCAUAUCGACCAAGAAAAACAGAAUGGUGGUCCCUAAACCUCUGGUCUCGAGGAUUCGCAAGGCCCGGAGCAAGAACCUCAGACGUCCCGCAAGCCGUAUCGACCCCCAAUCUUCAGAUGGCGUCUCGUCCUACUCGUUACAAAAUCAACUGUUGGCCGAGCACAUCCCUGACUUCCAGAAAUGGGGUUCCACAGCCACCAUCCAGGCUUCCUAUUCCAUGAUGUGGGAUGCAGCAUGGCCUCUUGGGGGUUCCAAGUAUGAGCCUGCGUGGAUCGAUUUGGAGACGCAUCUGCCAUGGUGCUGUGCGUUUUCCCCUUCCCUUGGGCUGUGGUAA